AUGUCAGCGGGAACUAUUGUUAUAACCGGAGGAAUUCUCGCCGGAGUGAUACUGCUGUGCAUUGUAGCAGUGCUCUGUUACUGUAGACUCCAGUAUUACUGCUGUAAGAAGAAUGAUUCUGAGGUGGACAUGGGCUCCGUGGUGGGAGCCGACCCCCUCUCUCACUUCCCCUGCAACGCCUGCAAUGCGCUCGCCAUGGAUGGGGCGGCCAUCACACCUGUCUCUCUGGAUCAGCUGGACACGGGCUCUCACCACAGCCACUGCCCCACCUGUUCACCAUACCCGCUCCGUUCCGGACUCACAGACGACAUGCGUAACGGAGGGGAGCGGCUGGGUUUCCAUACCUACUACGAGAACCCGUCCAUCUGCCCACAGGGCUCCUCCCCCCUGAGUUACUACAGUCCCACGGACAUGUUUCCUCCCCCGCCGCGCCCCUACAGCACCCAGGUCUGA
Molecule: messenger RNA, 453 nt
Organism: Lates calcarifer (barramundi perch)
Lineage: Eukaryota; Metazoa; Chordata; Actinopteri; Centropomidae
Product: protein FAM163A-like
Exons: 2
Coding region: 1-453 (150 amino acids)
Source: RefSeq, a predicted model, not a curated record